Molecule: messenger RNA, 1847 nt
Organism: Populus trichocarpa (black cottonwood)
Lineage: Eukaryota; Viridiplantae; Streptophyta; Magnoliopsida; Malpighiales; Salicaceae
Product: plasmodesmata-located protein 2
Exons: 3
Coding region: 644-1528 (294 amino acids)
Biological process (GO): transport of virus in multicellular host; plasmodesmata-mediated intercellular transport
Cellular component (GO): plasmodesma
Source: RefSeq, a predicted model, not a curated record
UUCAAAGAACAACCAGUUACUUGGACUUCAAUUCAAUCCUCAUGACCAGCACAUGAAAAUUAAAUGAGUUACUGCUGCAUUCAAAAUCCAAACCCUGGCUCGUGUAUGAUGUUCCUCAGUCAAACUUCAUGCCCUUUCCUAACCCAGAUCCCUUUACUUACAUUCAUGCCCUCCACGCCUUUCAUGGAAGAGAAUAUUUUGUAGCUUCUUGCACCUUUAAAAAAUAAUUAUCUUGUUUUAAACCGAUUUUGUUCUCAUUCUCUUCAAAGACAACAAAGAAUACUUAAGAUUGGUACUUACUGCUUACCAUUCCGAUGAAAUUGUAGAGUGAGUGCUUUUCUUUUUUUAACUUCUAUUGGUAUUGGACAGUGUACUAGUAGUGGGGAGAGGUGAGAGAGAAAAGAGACCGCUCCAGCUCUCUGACUCUGCACAUAUACAGAGAAAAAGAAGUAAAGUGAAUCACAAACACCAGAAAACUAAAACCAAAACCCGAAAGACAGUUUUUUUGAGCAAUUCAAAGCACAGGCAGAACCCAACACAACUCCUUCAUUUUCCUCCUACUGUUCUGUUUUAGUCAGAACCCAUUUCUCAAAUCCUCCUUCCAAAACCUGUCAUGAUUUGAUCCAUUUCGGCCAUUUCCCAAAUGGGUUUUCCCUUGAAACCUUUUUCUUGCUUCUUCUUUCUCUGUCUUCUCUCUGUCAAUCUUUCUCAGUCUGCCCUUGAUUACAGCACCUUGGUCUACAAGGGUUGUGCGAAGCAAGCUUUUCAAGAUCCAAAUGGUGUCUAUUCACAAGCCAUCUCUGCCCUUUUUGGCUCUUUAGUCUCCCAGUCCACCAAAACCAAGUUCUUUAAGACCACCACCGGGACUGGCCAAACAACCAUAACUGGUCUCUUUCAAUGCAGGGGAGACCUUAGUAAUACUGACUGCUACAACUGUGUCAGCAAACUUCCAGUUUUAACAGACAAACUCUGUGGCAAAACAAUAGCUGCAAGAAUCCAGCUUUAUGGAUGCUACAUUUUGUAUGAAGUUGCUGGCUUCACACAAAUUUCAGGUAUGGAAAUGCUGUACAAGACUUGUGGGGCUACAAAUGUGGCAGGAAGUGGGUUUGAAGAGAGAAGAGAUACUGCCUUUUCGGUGAUGCAAAAUGGUGUGGUUAGUAGCCAUGGCUUCUACGCCACCAACUACCAAUCUAUGUAUGUUUUGGGGCAGUGCGAGGGUGAUGUUGGAGAUUCAGAUUGUGGCGAGUGUGUGAAAACUGCUGUUCAGAGAGCUCAAGUUGAGUGUGGGAACUCUAUUUCAGGCCAAAUCUAUCUGCAUAAAUGCUUUAUUAGUUACAGUUAUUAUCCAAAUGGGGUGCCCAGGAGAUCAUCAUCUUCUUCCUCGUCUUCCAAUUCAUUUUCAUCAGGGACAGGGCAAAAUACAGGGAAGACAGUGGCCGUUAUAGUAGGAGGGGCAGCUGGUGUUGGGUUCUUGGUCAUUUGCUUAUUGUUUGCAAGAGGUUUGCUGAAGAAACAUGAUGAUUUUUAAGAGAAAGAGAUGGAACUUAAAGAGGAGGCAAGCAAUCAUAUUUCCUCGAGGUGGAUUCUUUCUACAUUUUCAUUUCUUUCAAUAGUAUAAAUGGGGUUUUGUGGUGGACCAAUUUUGAUGAAGAAAAGAUAGGAUAGAAAUGGCAAAUGUGUGCCUGUUGGCACAGCCUGGUAAGGCAGUAUAUCUUGGACUGGAAGUAACUAGGGCUUGAAGUUGUUUCACAAAGGUGAAAGCAUAUAGCAGAAUGAAUUGCUUGUCAAUUUGAAUGGAUGACAGAGGAGAGUUGAAUUAAAGGGUUUUGGCCUUUAUUUUUUGUACA